GCCAAGCUGGCACUCCUGGCACUGGGCGAGGAGCUGAUCUCCCCUGGAGCUGAGCAUGGCAUGCAGCAGCAAGACUCUCCUUCUCCUUGCUGUGGGGUCAGCCUUGCUCCUCUGCCUCUGCAGCCAGUCGGAAGCAGCGAGCAACUUUGACUGCUGCCUCCGGUACACGGAGAAGACCAUCCCUAACCACCUCAUUGUGGGUUUCACCAAGCAGACGGCCAACGAGGCUUGUGACAUCGAUGCUGUUAUCUUUCACACAAAAAUGAAGUUGUCUGUGUGUGCCAAUCCAAAACAGAGCUGGGUGAAGAAGGCUGUUCAAAUCCUCAGCCGAAAAGUCAAGAGGAUGUGAGAACUGAUGUCUUCUGUGAUGGAACUGGACACAGCCCAAGAAGUAAAAGAAUACAACUGGGGUCAAAGAUCUCACCCGCACCCCAUUCAGCACUUACAUGAUCUGUGUCUCAUUGGACUUGUCCAAUGGAUGAAAUUGAUUCAUAUUGCAUCAUACUUUGCUUUGUUUC
Molecule: messenger RNA, 518 nt
Organism: Jaculus jaculus (lesser Egyptian jerboa)
Lineage: Eukaryota; Metazoa; Chordata; Mammalia; Rodentia; Dipodidae
Gene: Ccl20
Product: C-C motif chemokine ligand 20
Exons: 4
Coding region: 56-349 (97 amino acids)
Biological process (GO): inflammatory response; immune response; cellular response to interleukin-1
Cellular component (GO): extracellular region
Molecular function (GO): CCR chemokine receptor binding; chemokine activity
Source: RefSeq, a predicted model, not a curated record